AUGUUAGUUUUUAGCGUCACGCAAAAACUUGAUCACGCCACUCGGAAAGCGUGGAAGUUAAAAACCGGUGACGACCCGAACAUUCCUUCGUAUGAAGCUCUCGACCGAUUUCUCGACACGCGCAUUCGUGCAUUGGAGGAAAUCUCUCCGGCUAAUGCUUCCAAAUUCUCGCGCGCGCCAAAAGUUACCAGUGCUAACGCCACUGCCUCUGGUUUAUCGUGCCCACUAUGUCGGGCCGCGCAUUUCAUUAACAAAUGUCCGCAGUUUUUGCGGAGGACUCCGAGUCAACGCCUUGAAGUCAUUUUAAAAGCGAAGCGAUGCGUCAAUUGUUUGAGCGCAAAGCACGCUGUACAAACGUGUCCGAGUCAAUACUCGUGCAGAACUUGCCAAAGCAAGCAUCACUCGAUGCUGCACGUUGACUCGGCUUCUUUCUCAACUGCAUCCGCUGUCUCUCUAAAAAACGAAACCUCGUCGAGUGUGUCGUCAGACUCUAUCGCGAUCACUUCGGCCACGGCAUUAUGCUCCCAGCUAACAGGCGUCGCGCUCCCGCAAGUGUUACUCGCGACGGCCCGCGUCACCGUCAGUGCACCGUCGGGUCGGACUCUCACCGUGCGAGCGCUUCUCGAUCAAGGCUCGGAGAUCACCUUCAUCACGGAGCGUCUCGCACAAACUCUCAGAAUGCGUCGCAUUCGCCAACCACUCUCGAUUUCCGCCGUCGGCGGAAUGAACGCCGGAACUUGUCAAUUCGCCGCUAAGAUUCGGAUCGCUCCGAUCAAUCAAGCUGCUCCCGUGUUCACGACAACCGCAUCGAUUCUCAAAUCUCUCACAAAAUAUUCGCCUUACAAAGCAAAUUCUAGCUAUGAUUGGAGCUAUAUAAGCGAUCUCAAUCUGGCCGAUCCGAAUCCAACAAGCGCUGACCCGAUCGAAAUCCUUAUCAGAGCAGACUUAUAUGGCGAGUUGCUGCUUAGCGGCGUUCGUAAAGGCGCCCCUGGGCAGCCAAUUGCGCAGCAAACCAUUUUCGGCUGGGUUUUGUCGGGGCCCAUUUCCGAGCUGUCGACGCAAUCGCGAGCGAUCACCGUUCAGCAUUGCGCGAAUUCGGAGGCUCUAGAUCAGGAGCUCAGACGAUUCUGGGAAAUCGAAGAAACUCCUCAACAGGCUCUCCUCAGCCCUGAAGAGCAGCAAUGUGAGGAGCAUUUCACAGCCACGCAUUCGCGCAGUGCUGACGGCCGAUACACAGUGCGCCUUCCGUUUAAGCGCGGUCCGCCGAUCGACAUCGGCGAUUCGCGCCACACGGCGGAACGCUUCUUGCGAGGCUUACAUCGUCGCUUCCUUCUACAUUCCGACCUUCGUGCGGCAUACGCCGAAUUUAUGCACGACUACGAAUCAUUAGGACAUAUGAACGAAGUGAAGAGCGAUCAAGUCGCCUCGCAGGAAGUGUAUCUCCCUCAUCAUCCUGUCAUUCGCGACAGUAGCGUCACGACAAGAUUGCGAGUCGUAUUCAACGCGUCGAGUCUGACGACCAAUUCAACGUCGUUGAAUAAUCACUUGCUCACCGGGCCAAAGUUACAAGCGGACUUAUCGGCGGUCAUUCUGCGCUGGCGACAGUUCCGCUACGUUUACGCUGCCGAUAUAACGAAAAUGUAUCGCCAAAUAGUUAUGGACCCGCGUGACAUCGAUUACCAGCGAAUUCUGUGGAGCGGCGCUCCUUCAGAACCCGCUCGAGCUUAUCAGCUCACUACUGUAACAUACGGCACAGCCUGUGCGCCAUUUUUAGCGCUACGCGUCAUUCGUCAGCUCGCUCAAGAUGAGGGUAGUUCUUUCCCACUCGCUGCUAUUGUGCAGCAAAAUACUUAUGUCAAUGACGUUCUCUUCGGGGCGGACGACAUACCUCUCCUUCGUCAAGUUCGCGAGCAGGUAUGCGCGUUGCUUCGUCGAGGCCGAUUCGAGCUGAGAAAAUGGGCGAGCAACUCUUCCCAACUCCUCAGCGAUAUUGCUAGCGCAGAUCACGGCCUCGUUUGCGAUAAGAUGCUUCAAACAGAUAACCAUCUUAAAAUUCUCGGCAUCAGGUGGAAUCCGUCCUCUGACGCCUUUCAAUUUAACGUCACGCUUCCGCAUUCCGAGCAGACUACCAAACGGUUGAUCCUUUCAACUAUCGCGAGAUUGUUCGAUCCGUUGAGGUGGAGUACUCCGGUUACUGUUAUCGCGAAGAUUUUCCUUCAGAAAAAGGAUGGCUGCUCAAAAUCGGAUGGGACAACGUGCUUUCCGCUGACAUUCUCGAUCGCUGGGACACCAUUCGCUCAUCCCUCGCCGCUCUGCACGGUCUUCAAUUGGAUCGCUGGAUCCAACGCGGUGCAGAUAGCGUCAGAUGCGACUUACACGGUUUCGCAGACGCAUCUUUGCACGCUUACGCUGCCGCUGUGUAUAUUCGAAUAG
Molecule: messenger RNA, 2433 nt
Organism: Nylanderia fulva
Lineage: Eukaryota; Metazoa; Arthropoda; Insecta; Hymenoptera; Formicidae
Source: RefSeq, a predicted model, not a curated record